Molecule: messenger RNA, 856 nt
Organism: Saccostrea echinata
Lineage: Eukaryota; Metazoa; Mollusca; Bivalvia; Ostreida; Ostreidae
Exons: 5
Coding region: 1-771 (256 amino acids)
Source: RefSeq, a predicted model, not a curated record
AUGAAGACAGAUUUUGGAUUGUUUCAGUUCAGUUUAGGAUUGGAUUCAUCUGUGAAGACAUAUACACAGUGUCAGCUGAAUGGAAUGGUGUUUGCUGUGAGGGAGUUUGCAGUUGAGACAUCUCAACUGAUCAAAAAGAGACUGUUUACCGAGACAGAGUCCGAGGACAGGGGGAAAAGGAGGAGAGGACACACAAGGUCACAGGGUCAUCAUGGUGAUACAGUGUGUGUUAAAUAUCCUGACAAUUUUUUCCAGAAUUAUUUUGAAGUAUUUGGAGGGAUGUUCUUUUUGAAAAAAGGUGAAAUACCAUGCCGGUCCUUCACCUGUAAUAAUAGAGUGGAAAGGAACAACCCUGAUUUGGUUUAUCAUUUCUUUUCUGAGAGGAAGACAGAGGAAGAACUUUUUUUUCUUUUGGAGGUAAAAGAAGCUCCAGUUAAUCAAGGUGCAGUAGAUAUUGAAAAACAACUUGGCACCAGAGUGAUGGCACAAGUCGGAGCAGAGCUGCUUGGCCAGUCCAUGUGUUCAGUAUUUUAUCCCAGUUCUCUUGGAAUCCUCUGUAUGGAAACAAAAUUAAUUUUUGUUUUCCUCAAAAUCACACUGGAGCAUUCAAUAUCCAUAUGUAAGGGAGAGAUAGGAUCAUCUGAUAAUCCAGGGAAGAUAAUGUACACCGAGUCAUUUGACAUUCUUAAAGCUGAGGACAGACUAAAAAUGGCUGAGUUUCUCUGCUGGUUAGGAUCAGUACAAGAUUAUGGAAAAUAUAAGUUUUUCUGAUGUAUAAACAUAUCAACUUAUGUCCAUCCACUGCCUAUUUCGUCAUAUACAUUUGUAUGUAGUUAUUAUAUGUUAUAAUGUUAUA